This is a messenger RNA of Brachypodium distachyon (stiff brome), 1227 nucleotides long. RefSeq lists its product as uncharacterized. Bases 44 to 766 code for a protein of 240 amino acids. The transcript is spliced from 5 exons. The record is from RefSeq and is a predicted model, not a curated record. NCBI's taxonomy places the organism in Eukaryota, Viridiplantae, Streptophyta, Magnoliopsida, Poales, Poaceae.
ACACAGAUUUAUCCAGAUUCGGAUCCCUCUUGUCGAGCUCUGCAUGUACAAGCGCACCGCAGCCUUCAAAGGGCUUUUAGCCAAGUAUAACAAGCUGGCGGCGGCGCACAAGGCGUUGAGGGCUGAUCGCGAGAGCCAGGCCGGGGACAAUGCUCAAGUGGCGGAGCUCCUGAAGCGCGUCACCGAGGUCCAAGAUGAGAAGACUCGGCUGGCAGAGCAGCAUCGAGAAGAAGUGACCCGGCUGCAGGCGCAGAUUGCAGCACAGGUCGAGGCGCAUCAGACCGAGGUGGGUCAACUCACCUCGGCCCUCUCUACCCAGGCCGAUGAUAAGAUCCGCCUGGAGAGCGAGGUGAAAAAGUGCAAGGGUCUAGUUGCCCAACUUGACACCCGUGCCACUGCCGCCGAGUUGGAGGAUGCCGAGAAGACCCAGCUGUUCAAGGUCGUCCGGCACGAGCUCAUCAAAAUCGACAAUAUGCUGACGAAGUUCUUCCCCCUAUCCCUCGAGAGUGCCCAGGAGGCAGUGAGGAAGGCCCGCCGAAAGAGGGAUCCAGCAGAGGCGGCAGCAGUGGUGCCGUACGAAUACGACUUGGUGGAUUACCUGGUGAGCAUUGCAAGCCGGGUCAAGCCACUGAAGUCAUUUGGCGUCAACAUGCUGAAUGCCGGCAUUUGGGCCUUUCGCGCUCUAUGGCCGGGAGAAGAAGCUCCGAUGGACAUCCGGGAGCUGGCGAAGCGCUUGCUGGAGGUGGAGUCUCGCCUGAGUGACUAGCGGGAGUCGGCCGCACGCAUCGGCGCCGACGAGGCCUUGUCGUUCGUACUGUCUUGGUACGACGGCAUCAACCUCGACGUGCUGCAGUCGAUGCGUGUCGGCUCCCCCUAUCUCACGGAUCCCGAGCUGGUCGCCAAGCGCAAGGAGCGGGCUUACUCCUUCAUCCAGUAUGCCGACGUGCAUAAGUUUGUGGAGGGCCCGACAUCUGAAGCCGAAGCCGAGAUGACCGACGGAGAUGAGGAAGAGGCAGUGGAUGAGGAGAUCGCCGUCGAGUCGGCCUCCACCGCGACGGAUGCUCCGAGUUCCGACGCCAACAACCCCUCUGUCUCUUCUUAGCUAUGUCAGAAAAAACUUAGAAUUAUCAGAUCCCCGGAAUGCCGGGUGCAAAUGUAACCAGAAUACCAUACUUUUGUUUGCCAGGCACUAUGUUUUUAAUUUAAUUAAGUCUUUUGUUUAUCGAA